GCAAACAAAUCUACAACCAUGAGAUCAACCCUCAUAAGGCUACAGACACUGCCAGCCAUGUCCUGCCUCUAAAACUGUUUUUAGCAUUUAAACGUACCCUACAAGAUCGUAUUUACUCUUUUUAUAGUCGUAUUUUUGUCCAGAGGAAAUAACGCCGUGUUUUUUUUUUCCAACAAAAGAAGAGGAGAAGAUGUGUUCCCGCGCGCUGAAGAUGAGCUGUGGCGUUCAGCUGAUGAGCGCGGCGCUGCUCGUGCUGCUGUCGCUCUCCGGUAAGAAGCAAAAUAGCCAAACCGAUCGAUGCUCUCUCAUAUUGAUACAUGAAACAACAGUUCGAUUCUUGCGACCGCACACUGUCUCUUCUUUCUGUGGUUCUCUCGCAUUUUUCACCGUGUGUGUGUGUGUGUCAGAGUGGGCUGAGAUGCCUCUCUAUGUUAUGUGAGAUAAUGUCGAGUAAUUAUUACUCCAUCAUUUCCGCUGCUGGCAAAACCGUCCAUUAAAAGCAGAUUGUUGUGAUUUUUCUUCACCGCUCUUAACCAAACUGGUUCGUGUUUUAUGUAAAAGGAGCCAAACCCCCAUUAUCUCCAUAUAGCCUCUGCUGACAGCUGCAUUUGUGCACUAUUGUAUCACAGCCUUUAAAGAGGAUUAUGAUGCACUGUGUAAAAAUAUAUAUUGGCUACCCCUUCAGGAGAACGGUAGUGUAGCCCACAUUACAGUGGGUCUCGGCGAGUCAGUGUUUGUGGGUGCAGUGGAUCAAAAUACAGGCCCAUAUUUCGGUGAAACAAAUGCGCUGGUUAUAUAUAAAGGCCCUGUAUUCACCGCACAUAACAAUCUGUCUAUUAGGGGGUGGGGUGUAUAAGAUUACAUGCAACAGGCAGUACAUGUAAACACCUCAAAUCCUGUGUGGUUCAUGUUUAUUCACUGAGAGAGAGAGAGAAAAGGUAGCUACCACAUCAAAGCAUGCCUCCUGAAGGUGUGACCCACAUCUGAUCAAACCACAGCACCACUACUCCACCUGAAUGAGAGCAGCAAAACAGAAGGUGCUCCCCAACAGAUUCAGCUAAUUACUCAAACUGCACAGAAGCUAUGACCAUCCCAUGUCUUGCCAGUGAAAAAAUUAACAUAUAGAGAGCAGGUAAUUGUGCAAACACCCGAUCUGGCUGCUGUCAGGCAAUUGAAUAAGCUUAAUUUUGAUACUGUAAUCCCACAGACAUGGUCUAAUAGGGCCCUACUCUACCUACUAGUAGACGUAAAAGGCUGUGAUCACCUACUCAUUUGCUUGACCCAUUGUUACUAAUGCCCAGUAGGCUUGUUAUGGAGCUCAUGUUUUUUACCCAUCAUUUUUGAAGCUUUGUCUAGAAUACUAUUAUAUUAUGUUUUAACAUUUUAAAUAUUAAAACCUGAUUUUAAUAUUGAAAAUGAUAAUAUACGAUAUAAUAUUCCAGACAAAGAGUCAAAAUGACGGGUAAAAAAAACAUGAGCUCCAUAACAAGCCUACUGGGCAUUCAUAACAUUAGGCCAAGCAAAUGAAUAGGUAAUCACAGCCUCCUGCAUCUACUAGUAGGUAGAGAAGGGCCCUACUUUACCUACUAGUAGGUGUAAGUGAAUAAGUAAUCACAGCCUACUACAUUUGCUAGUAGUUAGAGUAGGGCCCUACUCUACCCACUAGUAGGUGUAGGUGAAUAGGUGAUCACAGCCUCCUACACCUACUAGUAGCUAGACUAGGGCCCUACUCUACCUAGUUGAGUAGGUGAUCACAGCCUCCUACACCUUCUAGUAGGUAGAGUAGGGCCCUACUCUACCUACUAGUAGGUGUAGGUGAAUAGGUGAUCGCAGCCUUUUACAUUUACUAGUAGUUAGAGUAGGGCCCUACUCUACCUACUAGUAGGUGUAGGUGAAUAGGUGAUCACAGCCUCCUACACCUACUAGUAGCUAGACUAGGGCCCUACUCUACCUAGUUGAAUAGGUGAUCACAGCCUCCUACAUCUACUAGUAGGUAGAGUAGGGCCCUACUUUACCUACUAGUAGGUGUAGGUGAAUAGGUGAUCACAGCCUUUUACAUUUACUAGUAGUUAGAGUAGGGCCCUACUCUACCUACUAGUAGGUGUAGGUGAAUAGGUGAUCACAGCCUCCUACACCUUCUAGUAGGUAGAGUAGGGCCCUACUCUACCUACUGGUAGGUGUAGGUGAUUGCAGCCUCCUACACCUACUAGCAGGUAGAGUUGGGCCCUACUCUAUGUACUAGUAGGUGUAGGAGGCUGUGAUCCCCUAUUCAUUUGCUUUGCCCAAUGUUAUUAAUGCUCAGUAGGCUUGUUAUCUAGCUCAUGUUUUUCAACCGUCAUUUUCACAACGUUGAAGCUUUGUCUAGAAUAUUAUUAUAUUAUGCAUUAUUAUUUUCAAUAUUAAAACCUGAUUUUAAAUGAAUAGGUGAUCACAGCCUUCUACACCUACUUGUAGGUAGAGUAGGGCCCUACUAGACCAUGUCUGUGGGAUUACAGUAUCAGAAUUACGCUUAUUUAAUGGCAUGACAGCAACCAGAUCAGGUAGUGCAAAAUAGAAAACGGACCAGGUGAUCCAAGGCAGAUGCAAAGCCAAUGGAUUUUAAGGGUUUUUCCAAGUGUUGCUCUUACUAUUCAGAGUUUAUUAUUGUUUUAAGGGGUUGUGACCAAUUAAGAUCAAUUAUUAAGUAAGGCUGAGUGACAAGGAAAAAGCUGGGUAACAGUACAGGUGAUUGGUCUGAUGGAUGAUAAUGGUUUGCUCAAAGGAAAACAAAUGGACUAAGUGGUAGAGAAGGGUUUUUCAUAAGUACAAACAUAAAAAGACGGUUUGUCUAGAUGGGAAUCCUAGUAUCUGAACUGAUCCCAUUUUGAAACAAGAUUUUGUUAAGAGUGAGAGAGGGGAAUACUGAGAGCUAUGAGGGUGAUAGAGCUGAAAUUUGUAUUGAAAUUGCCUUUUCAACUCCAUGUCUCAUCAGAUACUGCAGUUCAGUGGUUUGGAGCAUGUGUGGGGAUCUGACAUCUGUGUAUUUUUAGAUGUAUCAGCACCCUUUCCUUUUUUACUUGUGCAAACUGAUACCCAGAAGUUUACUGUUGUUAGGAGCUUGUUGCAUGGAGGUGCUUCUAAGCUGUUGCUUCUAUUCACUAUAAUUUGAUCCAUGCUGAUUUAAACAACAAUGUAGCUUUCCUGUAUGAUUUAAUACAAUUAUAGUUUUUGUUGUCUAUUCAGGCACACCUCUAAAAUCAACAACAACCACAUUACCAAUAAUUACACAUCAAAUUGGACUUCUUAUCUAAGUUUUUCACAAGUCUACUUCUACUUCUGCAGUUCUACAAAAUGAGGAUAAGACAGUUCCUACCAAUAUUCUAUUCACCCAACAAUAUUUGAGCAUUGCCCAUUAUCUCCUGUUACAGUAACUGCACCUAAGCACUAGAGGGCAGCAGAAUCCUUAAAAAACUCUUAUGGGCUGUAAACACACUGGUAUGGCCUCCAAACACGCUCCACAUGAAUUCUUAAUGAGGCAUCAAUAGUUACAGAAGGACCAUCAAACAGCUGGGUAUUUUAUGCAGUGGGAGAAAACCUGAUAUAUGACUAUUCCUUAAUGACAAGACCUACAUACGGUGGACUUUUCAAUGUAAUAUGACUAACAGAGAAAUUUGAUCUACUCGCUUUCCCUUGAGAACCUCAUAUCCACCACUUUAUGAAGUAAAUACUAUUGGACAUUUAAACAGCUAAUUUAUAGAUUUGUUUUUCAGUAUUUUAACUAGAACUCUUUAAAAUCCCCAUCUGUUUAUUUAGCAGGAAAAAAAUGUAAUCACUUUGUUGUCUUGAAAGUAAGGAUGAGAUUAUUUUUGUUAGGAGACAUUGUAUAAGCGCAUAAAGGACAAGAUAAGUUCAGGUAUUUUUGUCCACAUGAGGCACUGAAUUUGGUACAAAUAAUAAGGUCCCAACAUGAGCUUUAACAUGCUAUUGUCAGUUAAGUGUAUGAGAAAGGUAAUCCGUUAGAGUGAUUAUGCAAAGUUAACCUUAAUAGCCUCAAGAAUAUAAUACAGGCUUACAAGUUAUGUAACAACGCACCUUAAAAAAUCCAUACUUUACUGGCACUAUCUGCCCAAGACUGAUUGCAUUGAACUGUCUCUAUUUUUCAUCUCACACCCAUAGUUCUGACUAUAUACGAAUAUAAUACAGCUGCUAUUUCCUAAAGACAAUAAAUGAACUCCAUAUUUUCUUUCAGACCUCUGUCUAUAGGCCAUAAGCAGCAAACUCAUAUUAUACAAAUGCAAAAAUUUAUAUGGCACUAUCAUUCAAAGCCUUACACCUCUUUGCAAAUUCCAUUUAAGUAUCAGCGUAUUUUUGUGUUUUUUAAAUGGUAUGUUUAUAUGCAGUGGUUUUUUGGUCUUGAAUUAUUUGUAUUUAAAACCAAUAAGACUUUGUGACUCUGUUAUAAAAGACACUCAACUGUUAAUAAAACAUAACAGUAACAAAGGGAAAGUGAACGCAGGACAGCUAGGACUGAAAGUACCUUUCAGCUCCAACUCAAUCCAGCCAAUAGUUUCCAUGUAAUAUGGUUUUAUAGGGAAAUUGAAAUAUAGAGAAUAGGCUCCUGCAGUUACUGUAUAUGAAUGACACAUUCCUGUCUGUGCUGUCAUGUUUGUCUCUUGUACAUAGCAGUGUUUACUUAUGACUUGCCUCACAGUAGCUUAUCAUACAACAUGCUGCAGGCUGACAAUGAACUGUCUGUUUCUUCAGAGGCUUUUACGCCUGAUAGCAACUUAUCUUUGAAAUAAUCAAAAAAGCUUUUCCAGGCAGUAUGGUCGAAAAAUUACUGACAUAUGUUGUUUUUUUGUUGUUGUUGUGAGCUGCAUUGUAUGUGUAGCUGGGCACAGAGUGGUGCAGUGUCCAGGAUGUAGUGUAAGAGUCUGCACAGCAGGGGGCACUAGAGCUAAAGCUGGCAUUACAUAGGACAGCUGAAUCACAACAAUAUAAACAGAGGCAUUUAAAGGCAAAGUGCUGAAGUUCUCAUCCCAUCCCUGAAAAAUUGAAAAAAAUAAAAAAAUCUUGUGGCUGUACUGAUUUUGUCGAGUAGAGCUGGUACUGAGAGGUAAAAGCUUAGAGUUAAAAACAUAUAAAUAGAUAAAUACUUUCUUUUUUUAAUGCUAAUUUUCUGCCUCACUCUUGGAUUAUUGAUACAAAACAAAAGCCAGCUGCCUUUAUCUUCUGACCUGCCCUCAAAAGAGUAUCAAGUCAUUAGAGCUUUGAUUGCAACUUGCCCGUGGUGACACUCGUCUAACAAAACCAAUAAAUGUGACGCUGAGGAACAAUGGAAAAAAGACAGCUACACGCAGAACAAAUGAAGUCUGCCCCAGCGGAAGUAGCUUGGUAUGGAAGCGUGUUUAACACCAGUAAACAAUAAGCCAUCAUAACUGACGAACUCUUCAUGAUGCAUCAUCAUUAUUAAGACAAAUGUUUCCCUGAGGACAUAUGAAUUAACAAUAGCUGCUGGUUUUAAAAGCAAUGAAGAGGCUUAGCAGGGAUCACAACACAAAAGGCCCAUCCUCGACAAUGAUGCAGGAUGGGAUGUAAUAAUGUUAGACCUCUGCUGGAGGGUUCCUAUGUGAUAAUACUGUAGUGUUUACUUUCUCAAAACCAGCAGUAACCCCAUCAAACCACUUAGGAAUAACACCUCCUGCACCUUUCAUGUAGUCAAAAUUAUAUUCAAUACCAGAAGAAGUUAAGGGUGAUACUUUUAAAGCAACACAGCUUUAGAUCUAGCAAAUGAUUGUGAUAAAAAUAGAGCCAGAAGUUUCCUUUUUUUUCUUUUUUUAGGAGCAUCCUCUAAAUACUUACUGAAGACUUCAGUGCCCUUAAAGCCGCUUUGAAUCUCUUUUAGAGAGGACCUUCAGAAGGAUGCUGUUUUCACAUUUGUCAAGUUGUGUCUUCAGUCGAUUGUAGCUCUAAAAUUCUUAUCUGUGCCACUCCGCAGAAGCCUGACUGAGUUGAGAUCCAGAGGCAGGAGAGUUAUUAUUAAACUCAUAUCCUAAAUGGUACAAAGAUUUUUGACAAUCUUUUACUGUGAGCUGCAUUAAGUUAAGAGAAAUAACAUUGUUGCUCAGAUAUAUUUAAAUUUUUUAUCACUUUUAUCAUAUCAAAUACAAGUUGAGAUGCUUUACGAUUCUCAAUAUUUGUUAAAGUGAAAAUAUAAAACUCAGGAUGCUGUUAAAGGUUUAUUCCACAGGGGUGUAUGAAACGACCUCCUGGACUAUACCUUCUUUUCUUAAUCGUAUAAGGGCAAGCCUAAACUAUGAAUAUGGAUCAUCUUUUGUCUUGUUUUUUACCGAUUACUUGACUAUUUUGAGAGGUAUCAUGUCCUGAAAACCACAAUAAGGUGGUCACGUACUGUAGAGUCAGAUAAGAGGUAAGGGGAGGGCACAGGAGUGAUGAUGUAACAGUCCUACCUACGUUUUACCUUUUUUUCUGCUUUGACCUUGUGAAGGUAAAGGGAACAAUGGAGGAAGAAGAGAGUAGGGAAGGAUAUAAAAAAAAAACAUCAGUGCGUGGAGUUUCAGGAAAGUCAGGAUGGAGGAAAAAAGGAACAGUAAUUUUAAGGCUGGAAGAGGGGGUUGAGGAGAAGAGGUACUCAGAAAAGGCGUAAAGAGGAGGCAAGAGAGGUGAACAGAGAUGGGAGAGGAAAAGAGGGAGGGGCAGAGGGAGGGAGGAGUAGCAUGAGGCAGCUUCACUGCAGUAUUUCAUCUGUUAGCAGUUCUCUGUCUCUCUGUGUCUGCAUCUGCCUCGCUUUCUCACUAUCCACAGGACUGCUGAGUCAGCAGAAGCCAGUGUCAGACUGUUUCUUACACAGUAUAUCAGUGUAUGGGUGAUAGUCGCAAAGGUACAUAUGCGUUUAUAGUGACUAGGUGUGUGUGUCAGCUGUGUGCAAGCGUUUACUUGAACGUGUCUGUAUUAGUUGUGCGUACAGAUUGGUCAGUAUGCAGAGAUGACAUUGACAUAGCAUAGCAGCUAGCAUGCUUAGCUCACUGCUGACAAUGCACACCUUUCGGGUGGAGGGGGUGCAUGUGUGUGUGUGUGUAUGUGUGAGUGUUCAAAUAGAGAGGGAGGUGCUGUGCUGCAUCACAAGCCACCUGACUGUGGUGAAGUAUGCGCGGGGGGGAAAAUUGGGUGUGCUUAUGUGUGUAAAUUAUACAUAUGGUCGAAGGGAGGAGAUGUAAAAAGUGCAUGGGUGAGUGUGUGGGUGUGUGCGUAUGUGUGUGUGGUGCAGAGAGGCAGGCCUGUGGAAUGGUGCAGCAGCAGUGGGAAGGGAGCCAGAAACACCCGACUGCAGAGGAGAGAAUGGUGCAGAGUCCCAUCACACACACACACACACACGCACGCAACAAAUACACACACAUUCAGAGAGAGCGGCGCAGAUUCAUGUGGGGAGUGUAAGCCCGUGCUGAGACAUAGUGUUGGAAUAUAGGAGGAAACUUGAGGAAAUACAUGAUACUUAAACGUCAUUCAAGUCACUUCACAGUGUCUCCAGUUACAUGCUUCAAACUUGCUUAUGUAAAACAUUUUUUUCUACAGUCCCUCAGUGAAGCAGCAUAAGCAUUUUAGCAUUCACUGUGCAUUUUAAAUUGCGAUUGCAAGAUCUAAGAAAAAAAGAGGUGUUCUUUUUCAGUGUCCCAAAAUAAAGAAUUUAUCAUCCUGCCACAUCUCCUUAUUUUACAGCAAGAGUUGCAAUAAUAUAAACUAUACAUGAUGGAGUAAAAUAAGCAUUCUCCUACAAAUAAAGCAGAAAAAAUAAAAUAAAUAAAUAAAUCAGAUACCUCAAACACAUUAACAGUAUACUUUAAUUUUCAGCCCACAAUUACUACUUCAAGUUAAAUCAAACUGUCUUACCAGUGAUAACAGUGAUUACAUUUUUUAGACCUGACUGCCUCAAGUUUUUAUUAUUUUUAUCAUUAACAAUAUUCAACUAGACUUAUUCUGUACCUUCUACCUUCUGUACUUCCUUCAAAUGUAAAUGUGCCCAGAAAUGUCAUUAUUAGGUAUGUGAAUUUGUUCCUAUUAACCAGCGAUCGCUGUGGUUGGCAGCCAUCAGCCAUUCAAUAACAGUACCAAAGUUUACCUUGUUUAUAAAGCAUACUGUAAAAUUUCCCCUCUGUGGUUUAGAGGAGACUUUCGUUUACAUUGUCCUUCCAACAGUAGCCUAAUUUACAUCUUAAAUUCAGCGAUUCAGUCUGGUGUGAAUUUAACAAGCCUCUAUCCUGAUCAGUUUUUGGGGCAACAUUAGUGUUGGUUGAUGUUUUGCUUUGUGGAUUCACUCACACAUACCAAGCUCCAGCUGACCGUUAAUCCUCCCCCAAUUGACUAGUGCAAAUAUUGUUUGUAUUUUUUUCUCUCAUUCUUUUGAAAUUAAUGGAGAAGUGUUUUACAGCUGUAACUGAUGAGCAAACUUGACAAUCUGACAGCGUUCGGAUCCUGUUGUGCUGCUAUACUGGUCACUAGAUGUGAUGUGUGGUGUAUGGGUGAAAGAGCAAACGAUCAGAAACUUAGCUGCUCUGUCAUGAUUGUCUGCUAGCAUGGAGUCAGUGGAGUCGGUGAACAGCCGCUCAUUUUCUGGAAGAUCCAAGAGGUGUUGAGAGUUGCCAUGAGUUACCAAGCACUGUAUGUUACAGCACACGGUACGACUCGCUUCUGGCGUCUAACAGAUGGAAGAAGCGGUGCUGAUGAAGCCAUCUCUGUUACAUACUUGAUACUUCUAUGAACAAAUCAGGGUGGGCAGCGUGUUGCAGCUUUUUCCAAUUGCCUUUGUUCACUGUUUUUUUACACUUGGCUCUUUUAUUUUCGAGGAUGUGACAGCCAUCUCUCCAACAUUAUCAGUCAUAAAGCAGAUUUUUGUGUUUGGAUUAGAAGUUCAAACGUUCAGUUGUGCAGAUAUAUCCCAUGGUAACUUGGCUAAACACACUCAAAUGGAUUUAUUUUGCUUUUUAAAUAUUUAGUUUAGGAAAUUUCAGUGAUUGGGAGUUAGGAAUAGAAGUGGAGGAGGCUCCACUGAUGGAUAAUUUAGGUGCAGCUGAAACAAAAUAACAUGAACUAGUUUAUUUUUUAGACCAUAAACUUGGUUCAUAAUUUUAAAAAGAGCUAGGUCAUUUUGAGCAGUGUGUUGUAAAUUUGCACAGUACUGCCAGCAACUGAGGUUUCCCUUUAGAAAAGGUGAGUUCUUCAUUGAUGAUGGUGUCCGUUGGUGUUAAAUUUCACAAUCUGCCAAUUGAGCAGGUUGACCAGCUGCAUCCUGCUGAAUAAAGCUUUAAUAAUCAAAACGAAUACUGAAUCCUUCUUUACCACAUGCGCUGCAUUUCCUGUGUUUGGCACUCUCUUUGCAUUUAGUCAAACUCUGGUCUUUGAAAUGUCUGGAUUUGUAGUAAAUGCAGUGUCACCUUUAACCCAUGUGCCACAGGCUUUACAGUGAAUGCAGUGCGUCAUAGGAGCGCCACUCAAAGUCUUUCAACACUGUUUUUGCUGCGGGUGCAUCCACAUUCACCACAACACCAUCACCUUCAACAACUGGAAGAGUUAGUUCAUUUAACACAAGGUAGCCUACGAAAAUCACAAAGUGUUCUCUACAGCUCCUGACUACAACAGUGAAGCCCAUAUUCUAUACCUUAUUAUCAAUGAAAAGAUGAACAUUUAAUUAACAGAAGAAAAAAAAAAACUGUGUUGGAAUUUUUACAACACUGUCCAUCAAAGCAGCAGACAGGGAGGGAGUCUGUAGCAGCGUCUUUAUUGAAAGAGAAGCUGUUUCAGAGUCAGACGCACAGUAGAGUAUUAAUCCAACCCAUGUAAGAAAAAAAAAAAAAGGGAGAAGCAGCUGUCGUCUCAUCAAGAAGCACGGUUAACAAGUCCCAGGUGAAUAAAGUCAUUCCAUUACAACUAUCAAGCUUUGAUGCUAAAUGUUGAAUCCCCAAACUGAGUUUUAAAGUUGAAAUUCUGAUGUAGCUUUCUCUCGCUGUAAUUUAUGACAAAAAUAAUCUGCACCCCUCAAAAGACAGGAGAGAAGAAGUUUCUGUCAAACAUGUUUGGAAGCCUGAUGUUAUUCUUUAAACCGCGACUUUGAUUGGAAAUAGAAAUAGACAGUGCCCAGACGAGUUAUGCUUGUGAAUGAAUCUUUGAAACACCAUUUUCUCUGAGCUGCUUCAGUUUUAUACUGUUAGAGGUUUGUUGCAAGCAUAUUCCUUAAUCUCCAAUCAUUUAGCUGGGCUUGGAUCAUUUGUAUAUCUAUUUCACAUCAAAUUACAGUCAGUAUAAAAAAAAAUAACACUCUCUAGACAACGUGCAUAAGAUGAGUCAGCAGCGAUAUAGAAACCCACAUCCUCACUAUGAAGCCUACUGGGAGACUGAAACUGCUGACGUCGUGCUCUUUCAUGCACGUCCAGUGCUUGAAGAAAUGUAUGCAUGAUUUGAUGUACAUUUCGUCGAACGAGAUGUAGUAGCUUGUAGAAUUUACAAUCCACAGAUGUGGGAACAUAUACAAUCAUGUUUUAUACCAUGUGUACAGGCUAACAAACAGUCUCCUGAUCGGCUUGUUUUCCUAUUUGUCCAAGUUCAGAGUAAGGAGUCACUUCCUGAGAGUUUCCGCUCUGAUAUUCUGUUUAUUCAGUAUAAUUAACACUGGUGUUAUUUCCCCUUUACAGGUUGUUCAAGCAUGGAUGUGUUAGUGUCUAGUAAAAUUAAUGCUCUCAAUGGAACAACCGUCAAAAUCCCCUGCACUUUCACUUCCUGCUACAAGAUGGAUGCUACCAAGUUUGCCAUGAACUGGACCUACCAGGAAUCACUCAACGACACUGAAGAAAAGGUAAAGCGUCUAGUUUUUCUGCUCAGCAACCAGCUCGCCUGCAUCUUAAAAUCUGAGCCUUGAUGAACUCCCUCUCUCUCUCUGUCUGUCUGUCUCUCCUUCUCUUCAUCCAUAGUUUAUGACAUAUCUUCACAAAAAAGGAAUGAUGCCUCUGCGCGCACACCGCUUUGGAGAAAGGGUCACGUUCGUCGGGGUCCUGGAAAAGAAUGAUCUGUCAAUCAGCCUGUCAGACGUUCAGCUGGAGGAUGAGGGGUUUUACAACUGCUAUGUGAGAAACCCUCCGGACCGCAUCCAGGGACAUGGUGUCAUAGAGCUCAUAGUGGUAACAGAACGUAAGAAACUGAUCCGUCUUACUAGAAAUACAAUACACUAACUAUCCAUAAACUCCAAACCCUCCCUUGAAUAUCUACUCUGACUUAGUGGAAGCUCAAGUAAACCAAAACCAGGUAGUGGAUUUUGAAUAUUGUAUUUUCUCAUGGAGACGCGCUAUACAGUGAAAUCCAGCAUUCGGUUUGGUUUACUGUGUGUGAGCUUCCUGGAGCACGAGCACCUACUGGUGAUGAGUCAGCUUUUAACUUAUUAAUGACCAGCAAAAGCUUGAACUUAGUCCCCAGCAUCUCUUUUGCACUUGCACGCACACAAACUCCCCUAUGAGGCUAACUCAGCAGCACUUUCUUUCCACUCUGUUUAAUCAGCCCAGCAGAGCUUUUAGCCAGCGUUGCAUUUGUCUCCAUCUUUGGUCUACAACCUAUUUAACUCUAUCCUCUCCUGUCCUCAGUUCCCCCUCCAAGAGAUUCAACCAUAGCAGUUGCUAUAGGAGCUUCAGUGGGUGGAGCGUUAGCUCUGCUGAUCCUUUCCAUGGUAGUAGUGAAAUGUCUCCGUCGACACCGGAAACAAGAACUGAUUUCUGAGGAGAAGAUGGAGGAGGAGGGAAAGCUGGAUGCUGAAGGUGUUGCAGAGGAGGGAACCAAGUAAGAAUUCUCACCGUAGCAUCCUCAGUGCUUAAGCUGAACCUGUCACUAGCAUGAAGAUCAAAAUGUAGAGAAUGACUGCCACUCAUUCUUUCAUCAAACAAGCAUUUUUUAUGGCUUUGCUCUACUGGCUAGAGCAACGCAGAAAACAUGUUGUGGUCAAGUAAAACAACUCUCUGAACACACUCCGCUCUUUUUUAACAAAGGCUAGAUAGUCUAUAGGCCUUCACGAUAUAUCGUUUGAGCAUCGUCAUUGCGAUGUACGUGUGUGCCAGAGUCACAUCGCACAGCCUGCGAUGUCAGAGGUGAAUGAACUCAGUUAAUUUCAAGGGCAGCUGACUGAGGCUGUGUCUCAUUUCAGAGACCGCAUCGUGAUAAGCGCGCUUAACGGCGCUUAGCUGAGUGCACUGCCGUUUUGAGCCGUUUUACGCCGUUUUGCGCCGUUCUGUGCCCUUCCUGUGUCCCAUUUCAGAUACAGCAGCCAUCGAACGGCGCAUCUGACGCGUACGUGAGGUCACCACGCGGCACGAACGGUGUCCCGUUUGGCACAAAAUACUAAGCGCGCUUCAAAUUCGGUCUCAAAACCACACUACCCCCGCCUCGUUUUCAAGCGUGCAUGUAUGCACGCUUUCGUGCCGUCGGUAUCCCAGAAUUCUUUGCGUGCCGCUGCACAGCUGUGCAUUUCAGGUGAGAGGCUGGACUCGCUUGGAGACACAGCGCGUCUUCGAAGAAAAUACAAGAAAUCCAAAAACAGCAGACAGUCAGCUCAGGCUGUAUGAGAGCAUGAUCCCUGAACUCACUAAAAUCUGUAAACCAAACAUUAUAGAUUUAGAGACGAACUGAUCCGCUGUGUUACAACUAUCAAAAACAUUAGAAAUGAGAAAGCUGACAAAACUACAGCAGAGUAUCAGGACAACAUUGAGGUUUUUUUUUCUUUUAAGAUUUAGAGAUCAAAGUUGUAAAUUUAGGAGAAUAAAGUCAUAAAGUAAAUAAAGUCAUAAAGCUGCUUUUGCGGAGGGGGAAAUGACUGAAGCUGGUCAUCUGCAGGGUUAUCUGUGGAUGUAUCAGCGGGUCAUUCAGAGAGAUUUUGUGGUUUCUGAAGAAACAAUCAAACUGAUGAUAAUCAACAUUUGUGAUCCAGAGGGAGUCGAGCUCCGACGAGCACCACGUCUCUGACACCGGCCGUAGCCUACACCUGCAGAGACACCAACACCUUAUUACGGCAUAUGGAUUCAUAUCAUAAACUAAAGCUCAAUGUCAUUCACGGAUAUUAACGGCUGCAUUGACAGAUAUAUCCUCAGCAUAUUCAUUUCUGCCUCCACAAAAGCAGCGAUUUCCUUCAAGUACACCAGUUUUUUCCCCCGUGGAAAAGACGUAUUUCUCAUAUAUUCUUUUUAAAGUCUUUAUACUUAUGACAAUGUGAUGCUGAUGUGCCAGAGGAUGAAGAAUCUCCUUGUUUGUGAAACCUAUACUGAAGCACAGUUCCUUCAAAUGCUUCAUGGCCCUAAUUUUAACAAGUCUCUCUGAAAUAACAGGUUAUGACUUCAUUCUCAUAAAUUAAUGACUUUAUUCUCGUAAAUUCACGACUUAAAUCUCGAAGUCCUUAAAGUCUUAAAUCUCAAUAUGGCCCUCAUACUCCUUCUUACAAAACAAUCAUUGGAUGAAUUGUGCUUGUAUGUAUCUACUAUUUUGUGUCUGUGCAAGGUCGCACAAUUAAAACAAUAAAUGCUGCGCUCCGCGGGUUUCCUUUAAGUCAGUCGUGACGCAAGCCUGAGGGCGGGGACAUUUGGCAACUCCACCAGGAAGUCUUCCGAAGGUCUCCAAAUGUCCCCGCCCUCAGGCUUACGUCACGACUGAUUAGAAAAAAAGCUGCGGAGCGCAGCAGGUAUUGUUUUAAUUGUGCGACCUUGCACAGACACAAAAUAGUAGAUACAUACAAGCCCAGAUCAUUCCCACAAAAUUAAUCCAAUGAUUGUUUUGUAUGAAGGAGUAUGAGGGCCCUAUUGAGAAGGAGGAUAGGAGGUACUUCAUCCUCUGGCACAUCAGCAUCACAUUGUCAUAAGUAUAAAGACUUUAAAAAGAAUAUAUGAGAAAUACGUCUUUUCCACGGGGAAAAAAACUGGUGUACUUGAAGGAAAUCGCUGCUUUUGUGGAGGCAGAAAUGAAUAUGCUGAGGAUAUAUCUGUCAAUGCAGCCGUAAAUAUCCGUGAAUGACAUUGAGCUUUAAUUUAUGAUAUGAAUCCAUAUGCCAUAAUAAGGUGUUGGUGUCUCUGCAGGUGUAGGCUACGGCCGGUGUCAGAGACGUGGUGCUCGUCGGAGCUCGACUCCCUCUGGAUCACAAAUGUUGAUCAUCAUCAGUUUGAUUGUUUCUUCAGAAACCACAAAAUCUCUCUGAAUGACCCGCUGAUACAUCCACAGAUAACCCUGCAGAUGACCAGCUUCAGUCAUUUCCCCCUCAACAAAAGCAGCUUUAUGACUUUAUUUACUUUAUGACUUUAUUCUCCUAAAUUUACAACUUUAAUCUCUAAAUCUUAAAAGAAAAAAAAACCUCAAUGUUGUCCUGAUACUCUGCUGUAGUUUUGUCAGCUUUCUUAUUUCUAAUGUUUUUGAUUGUUGAAGCAGAGCGGAUCAGUUCGUCUCUAAAUCUAUAAUGUUUGGUUAACAGAUUUUAGUGAGUUCAGAGAUCAUGCUCUCAUACAGCCUGAGCUGACUGUCUGCUGUUUUUGGAUUGCUUGUAAUUUCUUUGAAGACGUGCUGCGUCUCCAAGCGAGUCCAGCCUCUCACCUGAAAUGCGCAGCUGUGCAGCGGCACGCAAAGGAUUCUGGGAUACCGACGGCACGAAAGCGUGGAUAAAUGCACGCUUGAAAACAUGCUAAGCGCGCUUAGCAUUUUUUAGCAUCUCGUGCCAAACGGGACACCGUUCGCACCGUCGUGACGUCAUGCACACUUCAAAUGCACCGUUCGACGGUGCAGAAGGGCACUUAGGUCGAUGCGGUCUCUGAAAUGAGACACAGCCUCAGAUACGCUGCAUGUAACUCUGCAUGUGCUGUGCAGCGAUCCACCAAUCACCUUCGUCCUUUACUCAGUUGCCAAUCAGACUCAGUUCUCAGUUGCCAAUCAGACUACCCUACCAGCUGUCAAUCAAAAUCAGAGAGGAGAAAACCCACCCUUGCACAUGUUCUGCACAUGGAGUUACUCGCUGGCUGCAGAAAUGCAUGUCCGCUGAGAAUUACUUUCGGAACUUUACUCAUGACUGUUAAGCCCAACAAAUAAGAACUGUAUGGGUUUUAAAAUGUAUAUUUCCGUGGACCACUCUACUAUAAGCGGUGCGCGUUUUGCGAGGUGCAUGCAAUUCUCGGAGGACAUGCGUUUCUCGGCACAACACCGCUAACAACAACAAGAACGAUUGCAAAAUGAGCAACGAACAAGAGAAAACCACCGAAAAUGAAGAUUUGUUGCCAAAAAGAAAAGGAAAGUCAGUUAUCUGGAAUUAUUUCGGUUAAAAGAAGGAUGAUGUCGACCAAAACACGUGUUCUGUGUUAAUCUGUCGCCACAAUAACGUCCCAGCACAAUAAAAGCUAAAAGUAUCUCUGAGACAGACAGAAGCUGCUCUACUAACAUUCACAAAAAGAGGUAAGAUCAGUGCAGGUUAACUGUCCACAAGAUUUCAGCAGUGCAGCAUAACAUUAAAUGCUAUUCAGGUCAUCGGGUGAAAAUUUCUGUAUUUUUAAUAUCGCAAUGUUAGUUUUUUCCAAUAUCGUGCAGCCUUACUACACAGUCUAUGGUAGUAACUAUGUCAUUGGGACUGUGUUUUAACACGUCAUCAUGUAACUGAAUCUUCAGUAAGCAAAGCAACUUCAAGUUCCCACAAGUGAUCAAUAGGGUGAAACUAGACCUUGGCGCAAGCAGAGGGGCCUAGUCUCACCCUGAGGGGAUUUUAAUUUUAGUAACUGCCUGUUCAACAUGCAUUAUCCCCUUUAUAACAUGGCUGCUGACUACCAUACGGAUAUUUUUUUUUAUAUUGACAACAAAUGUUGAUUUUGUUGACAAUUUUAUUGUUUUAUUUGAAUUAUUUAAAAAUGAUAUGCACAUAAAAAGAUAGGUCCCUGUAAAUGUUUCUCUUUUUUUCCACAGUGCUAACCAAUUGUGUGAAAAAAGUCAAUCAGCAGUUGUAAAAUAUACUCAAAUGUAAUUUGCAAAAGUAGAAAACCAAACAGCCCAGAUGAACAUGGUGCACUUUUCUCUGUUGCUUGAGCACUUUCCUAUAACUACCCUUACAAAACUGGCUGACUUAUUUAUCCCUAACCCUUCUUCACUUUUUCAAUGAAAACUAUCUUCUUAUGGUGUCAUUGAACAUUUCUUCUUUUACAUGUUCCAGACAACCCUAGCUGGGUCUUCAGACUGUGGAGCCCUCAGCCAAACACCUGGCCUGGUGAGAGUUCAAUCAACCUGUUGUGAAGUCUUGUUUAUAUGAAAAAAAAGGGUCAAUCUCUUCUCCAAAGUAAUACCAGUUCAUGUGAAAAUACUGUAAGUCACUCUGUCUCUUUCUUUUCUUUCAGACAUUCCCACCCCCUUCCUGAAGAUCUGUAGUAAACAUGGCUUGGAUAAUCACACACUGAUACUUCCAUUCAUUCUGCAUGUGCGUGCGUGUGUCAGUGUACCGAAUGUGUCUAUGUGCGUGUGUGCGUAUUUCUAUUUGUCUGUAUGAGGCGUGUUGUCUUCCUUUUAUUAAGCCAGGGAACCUUGUUCUGCAACCUAAGCAUCAAGUUCAUUAUUUAUUCAAAACUUAAAGUCAAUUUAAAAAUACAAAGAUAUAAAACUCCUCUCAAGAAUGACAUUGUCAUAGCAAACUAUUAAACAAACUAGGGCUGGGCAGUACGACCCCAAAUUUAUAUAACACUAUAGUUUGAUCAUGAAAGAAAAAUAUUUAACAAAGUGAAAAAAAAAACCUUGGCUGCUCUUGAAUAUUUUUAUUAAAUCACUCAAAUUAAACAGUAACUGUGAAAGCAGACUUUAAAGAGUCAAAAGCUAGUUUCACUUUCAAACAAUAUCUUUUAUAUGAUGGUUAAUUGUGCCGAUUCUUACAAUGUUGUACAGUCAUUUCAGUCAACCUUUGGGAUUUUGUAAACAUGGUUGCUGUCAGGUGUCACCGGGAGCAUACAUUUGUGGGUGCAGGUCCCUGAGAGGAUGUACACAUCUUUCUGCUCGGACCUUUCUCCGUGACUGAGUUAAGAAGUAAUGCGACAGCACAUUGUUUUGUUUAUGUGUGAGCUAUAUUGCAUGGCUAAUUGAAGAAGAGCACAGUAAAUGGUCAAAGCUGUGGCAACUCUUAUUAACACGAUGGCCAUGCAGAGUGUAAUGGAAGCAAAUUACUUGCAUGUCAGGUUUUAUAUAAAAUUCAACCUAACGUUUGAGGCAGUACAGUAAUAAUCAGAAAUUUAAUGCAAAUAAGGAUUAUCUGCCUGGCUGAGUUGGAGUCUUCAGUCAACACUAGUACUAUUAAUUCCAGUACACAGGGACACUCAGCUGCAACACACUGUUCUUGUUGGCAGUGACAUGGAAGCUGGACAAAGAGAGAAUGUUGUGGUUUUGCAGUCAGAGUUGAGCUCUCAUAAGUCUUACAUCAUAUCACUUCCUUUUUGAGAGUUGCCUAACCAUAUAGUUUUUUUCUAAAUAAAUAUCUCCAUCUGUCUCCGACAGAAUGAUGCUAAUGAAGGCAAAUGAAAUGCAUCUUCCUACCUGUACUGUAUGAUGUUAUGCCGUCAACUGAUUCUCUUAGUCAAUAAUAAAAGGAGUGCUUUCCCCUCUUAGAAACUUGGAAAAUAAAAUAUUUUUUUCAUUUUUCUUUAAGCUGUGAUUCAUCCACUCCCCAUUACCUCAUCGCACACCCACCUGCAUCUCUCCUCAGUUUACCCCCCUAACUCACACAACACAGUCUACCCAUGCCUCAUGUUUCAUACACUAUCACUACAAGAAGCGAAAAGCAGUUUUUGUAGUGAUCCAAAUCUGAGUUUGACUAACAUAAGUUGUGUGGGGUACACGUUUAAGUGUCAUUGGCCACCAGCUUGCAAGCGCAAGGCAAAAGGCUUCAGGACCAGACCAGUGCAGGUGGUGCUCAUGGGAGUUGUAGUGGCCUAGUCUCAUAUUACAAGUAUUCUCUUAUGUUAGAUGCCUUUUAAGAAGACUAAAAGUUUAUGGAAAGGAAAAUAUACAAAAGUCAACCCACCAAAGCAGCAAAUUUGAGUGCCAAUGUUACCUGCCCCAGCCUAAUUCCACCUGCAUUAAUUCUCACUAUGAGGAAGGUCAAGGUAACUCUAAUCUUCUACAUUCAAUAUGUUCAAUAUGUAUUCUGGCCAACUGCCAUAGUUGGUUAACAACUGACCAAACAGCUGUCAAAGGAAUGAUAAUGAGUGUACGUUUUACGACACUGCCUUAAAUUUAUGUCUCUCAGCUGCCUGUAUGGGCACAAUGUCUUAACAUAAGUCGAUGCACAUAAUGUGAUCAUGUAGUGUCCAUUCACCAGUGGCUUUUCUUAUUCAGGGGGAAAGUCAUGGUUGUUGAUUCAAGUGAUUCAGCCAAAUAACAUCUCAGUGUCUUCAUUGUGUGUCUAAGCAUUGUAACCAUUUCUCGUACUUGUUUUUGAAGGCUUGCUUCUCGGCAUACAGUUGACUCGUAAAAGCAGGAAAAGCACAAAUUUUGCUACCCAUAC
Xyrichtys novacula (pearly razorfish) is the source of this 18523-nucleotide messenger RNA. The record is from the annotation of a GenBank genome assembly. Lineage: Eukaryota; Metazoa; Chordata; Actinopteri; Labriformes; Labridae.